Molecule: messenger RNA, 861 nt
Organism: Carassius auratus (goldfish)
Lineage: Eukaryota; Metazoa; Chordata; Actinopteri; Cypriniformes; Cyprinidae
Product: GTPase IMAP family member 4-like
Exons: 2
Coding region: 1-861 (286 amino acids)
Molecular function (GO): GTP binding
Source: RefSeq, a predicted model, not a curated record
AUGAAGGGGGUCCCCUGGUCGGUCAGUAUCUCCGCAGGGAUAAGAAUUGUUCUUCUGGGUCAAACUGGUGUUGGGAAAAGUGCAUGUGGAAACACAAUACUGGGACAGAAAGUGUUCAGGUCUGCAUCGAGAAUGAAUGCAGUAACAACUGAAUACUCAGAGAAACAUGCCACUAUUUCAGGCAGAUCUGUGUCUGUAGUUGAUACUCCUGGAUUCUUUGACACAGAGAUGAGGCCUGGAAAGUUAAUGACAGAAAUAGGGAAAAGUGUUUAUUUAUCCAGUCCUGGACCUCAUGCUUUUAUCAUUGUGUUUCCUGUGAAUAUGAGGAUCACUGAGCAGGAGCAGCAGAUUCCUCAGCAGAUUGAGAUGAUGUUUGGUGAAGAAGUGUUAAAAUACUCCAUCAUUGUCUUCACUCGUGGAGAUCUGCUGGAAGAAGAGCCUAUAGAGACACUCAUUGAGAAGAACUGUACAUUAAGACAUCUAGUUCAGCAGUGUGGAGGCAGAUUUCACAUCUUCUACAACAAAGACGAGAAUAACAGAGAGCAGGUGAAUGAUCUUCUGCAGAAGAUUGACUCAAUGAUAGAGCAGAACGGAGGAGAACACUACAGUAAUCAGAUGUUUGAAGACGCUCAGAGAUAUAGAAGAGAAGAAGAAGAGAGGAAGCUGAGAGAAGAAGAGGAACACAGUGAAAACACUGAAUUUACAAAAUUUUUUACCAAGUAUGGACAUCAUUUGCGUAUGUCAGCUUUUGCAGUGGGUAGAUAUGAGCUUCUUGGAGAUGUUAUUUCAGCAUGUGUUGUGGGAGUUUGUCAUGGCCAUGUUACACAGCAUGCCCAGACCAGCCUGUGUGUGAUGCUUUAA